This is a messenger RNA of Aspergillus clavatus NRRL 1, 1461 nucleotides long. RefSeq names its product CENP-N/CHL4 family protein. The transcript has a single exon. The coding region runs from base 1 to 1461 and encodes 486 amino acids. NCBI's taxonomy places the organism in Eukaryota, Fungi, Ascomycota, Eurotiomycetes, Eurotiales, Aspergillaceae. The record is from RefSeq and is a predicted model, not a curated record. Gene Ontology annotation, biological process: CENP-A containing chromatin assembly; chromosome segregation.
AUGGCGCGUCCCAAAUCCAUCCGCGCUCCUACAACCGCCAGUCUUCCCAACAAUCUCCGCAUCCCUUCCGCAACCCCGUCAUUGAUCAAGUCGUUCGGGCGACUGUCCCGCCAGGCGCUGCUCGAUCUGGUCUUCCAAUGGCUGGACGAUCGCAACGCGCGCUCGUUCCCGCCGUACCUGGAACGAGACGAGCCUGAGAACGCAGACGAUGACGAACUCAGCCCAUAUCCGGCCGCAAAAACUAUCGAGGAUGUGCGGACGGCCUACCAGGAUCUACAGGACAGGAAGGGGGGCAAACGCGAAGUCAUCGACCGGAUCCUCGAGGGCGACUGGCGCCACGGCAUCACGCUGCGGCAGCUGGCAAUGGUCGACCUCCGCUACAUGGAAGACCACCCGGCGAGUCUGCGGUGGACCGCGUUCGAGCUGACGCGCAUCGGCGUCGACGGCGCUCGAUCCACGAUCUCCCAGCCCGAUACCUCUGCAUGUAUCCCGCGCAUCCACGCCGCCACCUUCCUCAGCAACCUCCAGCAACAGAUCUCCCCGCUCGUGAAAGCGCACUACCACCUGACGCGCUCGUCGACCCUCCCACUCACCUUCCUCCGCAUCUUCGUCACCACUUCCCCCUACCAAUCCCCGCGCCAGCCCCCGGACGCUCUCCUCGACUCCGCGCGCGUCAUGUAUGUCGCCUUCCCGGACAGCUGCCCCUUCAUCUACACCUCGAUCGCGGCGGCGGCCGCGUCCGGCACCAAACCACCAGCCGCCGCGCACGCCGCCGCAACCGACCCACGCAGCCUGCAGCGCAUCGUCCGCGACGCCGUCCCCAAAGCGCUCUCCCGCCCGCACGCGCGCUACGCCCUCGCCGCCACGUCCCUGGCCGCAAAGAGCCUCCCCGCGCUGCUGGCGCUCCGCGGCCACGGGCGCUCCAACGCCGCCAACGGCGCGUUUAGCAUUUUCGCCGACGCCGUGCUCGAGGGGAGUCCGCUGGAUCCGCGGCCGUCGCAGACGGUCUCGCCAGCCGAGCAUUUCCGGCAAGACGCCGAUGCCGACACGGGCGGGGGGCAAGAAAACGAUGUCCCAACGAAGGGUGAAUCCCCCGCUACCCACGCCACCAAGAAACGCAAGCUGGCCGUGCAUGCCCGCUUCGGCACGACGGGGACGCUGUCGUCGGCGCCGCUGGACCGGCUCGAUGUGCGACUGCUUGACCGCGUGGCCGGAGCCGUAGACGCCGACGCCGACGCCGACGCCGACGCAGGUCCAAACGCUGACGCGGAGACGGACGACUCCACGCAACCGACGCUCUCGCUUACUUUCUCCGGUGUGGAUGUCGUCGCGGGGCUCCGCAGGCUCGCGGACCUCGGCGUCGUGAACGCGGAGCGCAUGCCCUCGUGGAUGACGGGCGAGGAGGCGGUGAGUGUUGCUGUGGUCCGUCGCGGAAAGCGCGUGGUUAGGGAUGGUGGAUGA